This is a messenger RNA of Corylus avellana, 1473 nucleotides long. Its product is annotated as zinc finger protein ZAT9-like. The record is from RefSeq and is a predicted model, not a curated record. Lineage: Eukaryota; Viridiplantae; Streptophyta; Magnoliopsida; Fagales; Betulaceae.
AUGGCUUUGAUUGUGGAUCAACAAACAACCUUCAAGCACUUUUGCAAGAUUUGCAAGAAAGGUUUUGGAUGCGGAAGAGCCUUAGGAGGGCACAUGAGGGCGCACGGAAUAGGCGACGAGAGUGGGCACAUCGACGACGAAGACCUGGCUAGCGAUUGGGAGGAGAAGCUCGGUGGUAACGGCAGCGUUCCGCCUAGCAACAAGCGGAUGUACGCCUUGAGAACGAACCCGAAUCGGCUCAAGAGCUGCCGGGUUUGUGAGAAUUGCGGUAAAGAAUUCUUGUCGUGGAAAUCUUUUCUUGAGCAUGGGAAAUGCAGCUCCGAAGACGCCGACUCCUUAAUCUCAUCCCCUGGCUCAGACGGUGAUGAUGGAAGAAGAGGGUGUGGGUGGUCCAAAAGAAAGAGAUCAUUGAGAGGUAAAGUGGGUAAUUUCAAUUCCAAUUGCCCGUCUAGCGAGGAGGAAGACCUCGCGAAUUGCUUAAUGAUGUUAUCGAAUGCCACCGUCGACCCGGUGGAGGCGGAGGCAGAAGAGUCUUGUGCUUCAGCUAGUAAAGAAGACCAGGAGAGAAGAAACCCCAUGAAUAAUUUCAUUACUCCAAUUUCUUGUAGGGGUCCUGUAGACGAUAAUAAUAACAACAACAACAAGAACAAGGGCGUGGCAAAAGGAUUGUUCGAGUGCAAGGCAUGCAAGAAAGUGUUCAAUUCCCACCAAGCAUUGGGCGGCCAUAGAGCCAGCCACAAAAAGGUUAAAGGCUGUUUCGCAGCCAGGCUCGAUCACAACGACGAUAUUUUAGCCGCCGACGACGACGUGAUCACGCACGACGAUUUCUUCCCAACAAAAUCGAACUCCACCCCACAAUUCGACCAAGGUUACCCUAAUCCGUCGUCGUCGGCGCCCAUGUCCAAGAGGAAAUCGAAGGUGCACGAGUGCUCGAUAUGUCACCGGAUUUUCUCGUCCGGGCAGGCGCUCGGCGGCCACAAGCGGUGCCAUUGGAUCACAUCGAACGCGCCCGACACGUCCAAUAUAGCUAAGUUUCAUCCGUUUCAAGAUCAGGCGACCGAGCAAGCCAAUAAUAAUCCAAACUUGCUCAAUCUCAAGCUCGACCUUAACCUCCCGGCACCAGUUGAUCAAGAUCCUGGUGGAGCAAGGCGGGACCAAAUAUCUACAGAAAUUUAUUUACAGUCAUGGAUAGGUACUACUGCAAAAGAUCAUGUAGAUAAAAAGGAAGAUCAUAAUUGCCGCGACAUCGUCCGUCGAAAGGUCGACAACAAAAACAACGACAACAUUAACAACAACAACAACAUUAAUAACAAUGACAGCAAUGGCUCAAUGCAGAAUUUGGAUGAUGAGGCAGACAGUAGUGUGAAGUUAGCUAAGCUAAGUGAGUUGAAGGACAUGAACACGAGUGGGGGUUCCUCACCCUGGUUGCAGGUGGGGAUUGGUUCAACUACUGAUGUGGCAGCUGACCCAUAA